Messenger RNA from Oppia nitens, 1342 nucleotides. Its product is annotated as tetraspanin-33-like. Bases 307 to 1254 code for a protein of 315 amino acids. The record is from RefSeq and is a predicted model, not a curated record. The transcript is spliced from 5 exons. NCBI's taxonomy places the organism in Eukaryota, Metazoa, Arthropoda, Arachnida, Sarcoptiformes, Oppiidae. Gene Ontology annotation, cellular component: membrane. Gene Ontology annotation, biological process: protein maturation; protein localization to plasma membrane.
AUAGUCAUAAAAGUGACAAAUAGUUGAUAACUUGAAAUUGAAAUCAUUUUAUGAUAUGUUUUGUGUUUUUGUUUAUCUGUUAUUACAAUAAAUAUGUUAUCAAUUGAUUAGUCGAUCACUAAAUUGAAUAGUUUUUGUUGUCAUAUAUAUUGAUAAUAUAUCUCACAAUCAAUCUAUAAAUUGUUGUUUGUUUUGCCAACCAAUGCAUUGUUGACUAUUGUUAUCAUUGAUUGAUCAGCUGUUGUGUUGAUAUCAUUUGGUUGACUCUCAUCUCAUUUACUGACCAGACGUUGAACUGCCGAAGCAAUGCCUUCAAGAGAUGGCGGCCAACGCUCUAGAAGUCGUUCAUCCGGUGGUCACAAUUGGCAACGAUCUCAUCGUUCUGGUCAUCGAUCGGGUCAUUCUUGCGGACAAAAUGCCAUUUUGCAUACAUUUGAUGAAAACUUCUCGUUUAUCUCUCCGUGUCUUAAAUAUUCGCUCUUCUUUUUCAACCUCUUGUUUUGGUUAAUAGGAGGUGUGCUCAUAGGUCUGGGUUUGUGGUCAUUCCUCGAGGAAUAUAACCAUACAUUUAUUAAAGUGCAGAAUAUAUUGGAUAUUAUAUUACAUAUCUCUGUUGCACUCAUGACUGUCGGCACUAUUAUAUUCAGUAUGAGUUUUGCCGGAUGUUUGGGUGCACUCCGAGAGAACCUAUUUUUACUUAAACUGUAUUCAUUAAUGCUUUUAUUGCUGUUUGUCGGAGAAGUGGUUCUGUCAACCGUUGCAUUUGUUUUUCCCAAUUCCUUCUCAUUUUACAUAAAGGAAAGUCUUUCAAAGGAUCCCAUAAUUAAAUAUAGAGACGACACAAAUCUCCAGAAUCUCAUUGAUGUCAUCCAAACUGAGUUCAAAUGUUGUGGUAUUUCAGAUAAAGGAUAUAAAGAUUGGAACCGCAACAUAUACUUUGAGUGCAACCAAACCAACCCGAGUCCGGAGCGAUGUGCAGUGCCUUUCUCUUGUUGUCGAAAUCCUAGAAAUUUUGAUAGUGGUCUCAUAAAUAUCAUGUGUGGAUAUAAUGUACAGAAUAUCAGUUCAGUAGUUGAAGUUAAUAAAUAUAUAUUUACAAGAGGUUGUGUGGAAGCCAUAACUGAGAUAAUUGAGCGAAAUAUGAAUUUAGUGGCCGCUGUUUGUUUGGGAUCGGCACUCAUCCAAUUGUUGGCCAUGUUUUUAGCCCGAUCCCUUCAGGGACAGAUUCUCGCACAGAGAGCUCGAUGGAUGUGACACUUGCAGUAAACACACUGUAAUACAUCAAUCCGUCUUUCAUUUGUUUUCAGUUUAUGCUCUUUUUGCUUAAUUAUUAUUUACAAUA